This is a messenger RNA of Catharus ustulatus (Swainson's thrush), 1267 nucleotides long. RefSeq names its product uroporphyrinogen decarboxylase (gene UROD). The transcript is spliced from 10 exons. The coding region runs from base 53 to 1162 and encodes 369 amino acids. Gene Ontology annotation, molecular function: uroporphyrinogen decarboxylase activity. Gene Ontology annotation, cellular component: cytosol. Gene Ontology annotation, biological process: heme biosynthetic process. Lineage: Eukaryota; Metazoa; Chordata; Aves; Passeriformes; Turdidae. The record is from RefSeq and is a predicted model, not a curated record.
GGACCGCGCCGCGUCGGGAGGCAACGGAGAGGCCGGGGAGCGGCGCAGGAGGAUGGAGGGUGGAGAGCGGCUCCUCCCCAAAGGCUUCCCCAAGCUGAAGAACGACACGUUCUUGCGGGCAGCACGCGGGGAGGAGACAGAGUACACCCCGGUGUGGUGCAUGCGGCAGGCGGGGCGGUACCUGCCAGAGUUUCGGGAGACACGGGCGUCACAAGAUUUCUUUGCCACUUGCCAGAGCCCCAAACUGUGCUGUGAGCUGACACUGCAGCCACUAAGACGAUUCCCCCUGGAUGCUGCCAUCAUCUUCUCUGACAUCUUGGUGGUGCCCCAGGCACUGGGCAUGGAGGUUGUCAUGGUCUCUGGCAAAGGACCCGUGUUCACAGAGCCCCUGAAGGAAGUGGAGGAUCUUCUGAAACUGCGACAGAAGGUGGAUGUCACCGCAGAGCUGGGUUAUGUCUUCCAGGCCAUCACGCUGACACGACACACCCUGGAGGGCAAGGUGCCCCUCAUUGGCUUCUCGGGAGCACCAUGGACGCUCAUGUCCUACAUGAUUGAAGGUGGUGGCUCCACUACAAUGGCCAAGGCCAAGAGCUGGCUCUAUCGUCACCCUGAGGCAAGCCACCGGCUGCUACGGCUGCUGGCCGACGUCAUCAUUGACUACCUGGUGGGGCAGGUGGCUGCUGGAGCACAGGCGCUCCAGGUGUUUGAGUCCCAUGCAGGGCACCUGGGCCCAGAGCUGUUUCAGGACUUUGCCCUGCCUUACAUCCGAGACAUUGCCCAGGCUGUCAAGAGCAAACUGAAGGAGGAGGCACUGCCCCUGGUGCCCAUGAUCAUCUUUGCCAAGGAUGCGCACUAUGCCCUGCGCGACCUGGCCCAUGCUGGUUACGAGGUUGUUGGUCUCGACUGGACCAUCCGGCCCCAGGAAGCUCGUGCACAGACAGGAAAAGAUGUCACCCUGCAAGGGAACCUGGAUCCGUGUGCUCUCUAUGCACCCAAGGAGAAGAUUGGCGAGCUGGUGAAGAAGAUGCUGGACAGUUUUGGGACCCAACGCUAUAUUGCCAAUCUGGGCCACGGUCUCUACCCUGACAUGAACCCUGAACACGUGGGUGCCUUUGUGGAAGCUGUGCAUGCUCAUUCCCGUCACAUCAACAAGCACAGCUGACCCUGGGGUCUUGGGGACAGGACUCUGGUUGGGGCACAGACACCUCUGUUGUCACAGGGCUCACUCUAGGCUGGACUGCAGCAUUAAACCAGAACCUUCUCUGCA